AUGAUCAAACUGAGUUUGCAACAAGUGAAAGCUCUACACGGACGAAAAAGCAAACAGCCUUGUGUGGUCAUAUCGGGAAAGAUCAUUUCAGUGGAGAAAUUCAAAGAGGAACACCCAGGAGGAGAAGAAGUGUUGAUGGAAUAUGCUGGACUGGAUGCAACGGAAGCGUUUGAACUGGCUCGUCAUUCCGAGAGUGCCAAAAGGAAAGUGUUGGAGUUGAUGAUCGGAGAAGUUUGUAGUAGUAUUGAGAAACAGGAAGAACAAAAGCUACCACCAUCAUCAGCAGUAGGUAGGAGUGAUUUGAGUGGUGGUGAUGGUGGUGAUACCAGAAACCGUACUGCUGAUCUGAGCCAAGAACAAGACGAGCCCAACCGGAAAUGUUCUUUACAAUAA
Molecule: messenger RNA, 393 nt
Organism: Naegleria fowleri
Lineage: Eukaryota; Heterolobosea; Eutetramitea; Acrasida; Naegleriidae
Exons: 1
Coding region: 1-393 (130 amino acids)
Cellular component (GO): intracellular membrane-bounded organelle; membrane
Molecular function (GO): heme binding
Source: RefSeq, a predicted model, not a curated record